UAGCAUAGCAGGAAAUGGGCGUGAAACAGUUUAUAGUAUCGUCUUCUUCCCUUCUACAAUUGUUACCUCUUCUUUUCGUCGACAAGCAGAUUACCUCGAAGAACACGUAUGGGUUAUACAAAAGACCAGCUGCUUACUCGAUUGAAGGAGCUUCAAAUUGAUUUUGCUCAGUAUGAACAUCCUGCUGCUUUGACAGUUGAAGAACAGGCAAAAUAUGUUGGAGACAAAGGAGGUGGACUAAGUAAGAAUUUAUUCUUGAAGGACAAAAAAAGUAGGUUUUACAUUGUUUCUGCUUUGGCGGAUACCAAAGUAGAUAUGAAAGUUUUGUCGCAAAGGCUUGGGUUGGGGAAAGGAGGUAUAAGAAUGGCCCCUGAAGAAGCAUUGGGCGAGAUACUUCAGGUUCCAUUAGGCUGUGUUACUCCUUUUGCAGUUAUUAAUGAGUCAGCACGGCAUGUUUCACUGUUGCUGGAUAAAGGAUUCAGGACACAGGAGCAUUGUUUCUUCCAUCCUCUAUCUAAUGAGAUGUCAAUUUCUCUUCAUGCUCGUGAUCUUGACAAAUUUCUAAAAUCAAUUGGGAGAGAGCCCUCAUAUGUUGACUUGGAGGCUAAUCCACCAGUUGGAAAGGAUCAACCUCCUGAUCUGGCUGCUUUUGUUCCAUCUGAUUCCACUGUUCUCUCUGAUCCUCCAGUAAAGGCAGUUCCUUUGCAAAGUCAUACUGAAAAUCCUGUUUCUGCAGAGAAGAAGCCUGCAGCUGCAGCAGUAAAAACUGAGAAGGCACCAGGCACUGUAAAAAAUGUGAAAGACAAGACGGCUGUUGCUGCACAUCAACCCAGUGUUUUCUCAGAUGCUGGACUUCUCGUGGAAGAGAUUCUGAAUAAAACAUCUAAUGUUUUGCUUUCAGAGAUUAAAGAGGAUUCUAUCAAGCAACAUGGUGAUCAACUUGGAAGUAUUGUUGCUGACAGUAUGAGAAAGCAUCUUAGCUCAGAUUUGAGAAGUCUUGCUAUAAUGUUCAAGAACACAGCCUAUGCACAGGGAUUUUAUGCAGGCACUCAUCAUCAUCCAAAGCCAUUAUGAACUUGCCCCGACUGUCAGAUGAAUCCACUAGAGAGCACAUGAAAAUGAAACUGCAUUUAAAUAUGCACUUAUCCAAAGCGGUGCAUAGUUUACACAUUUCAAAAUUGAUUAUUAUUCUAAACAUUUUUUCAGCUUUGGCAAAUGUUGUUUUUGUUGCAAACGAUGUUUAACGUUUUGUUUAAUCUUGUUGAUGGUUUGAUACAAUUGUCUAGGCUCAACCUUGUUCAACAUUUGUGGCAAUAGAACCUGUCAAAUUAUUAGGAAAGAGAGUGGACUUUUGUGUUAUAAAAAAAAUUAAAAUAGAAAGAUUACCAAAUCCAUUUGGUGGAAA
This is a messenger RNA of Jatropha curcas, 1405 nucleotides long. RefSeq names its product YbaK/aminoacyl-tRNA synthetase-associated domain-containing protein. Gene Ontology annotation, molecular function: aminoacyl-tRNA deacylase activity. Lineage: Eukaryota; Viridiplantae; Streptophyta; Magnoliopsida; Malpighiales; Euphorbiaceae. The record is from RefSeq and is a predicted model, not a curated record.